Messenger RNA from Daldinia loculata, 2164 nucleotides. RefSeq names its product beta-tubulin. Bases 361 to 1701 code for a protein of 446 amino acids. Gene Ontology annotation, cellular component: microtubule; cytoplasm. The record is from RefSeq and is a predicted model, not a curated record. Lineage: Eukaryota; Fungi; Ascomycota; Sordariomycetes; Xylariales; Hypoxylaceae. Gene Ontology annotation, biological process: microtubule cytoskeleton organization; mitotic cell cycle. Gene Ontology annotation, molecular function: structural constituent of cytoskeleton; GTPase activity; GTP binding. The transcript is spliced from 6 exons.
GUUCCCCUUAAACAAGUGCAGCAAGUAACAGCAAGCGCAGUAGGAAAGCAGUGGCAGAGUGGGCAGCAUUGAGAAAAAGAGGGGCCACCCCCUUGCCAGGCUAUUGGAGCGAUUGGAGCGAUUGGGAGCGACCCUUUCCAUUUUGGAAAUUUACAAGCAAAAAAAGCUGCCCUCAACUUUCUUCCACCCAAAACCGCAAGGCACAACACAACUCUCUCUUCCUCAAACCACACAAACCACACACCGCUCCUCUUAGUUUUCCUCCCUUAAACUUCUACGACUACCAUUCUCAGGAACGCAUCCUUUUCUUACCUCUUCCUUCAGUCGUGUUCGAUACUAUCAUAAUCAACCACCGUCAAAAUGCGUGAGAUCGUUCAUCUUCAGACAGGCCAAUGUGGUAACCAAAUCGGUGCUGCUUUCUGGCAAACCAUCUCCAGCGAGCACGGUCUCGACAGCAAUGGCGUUUACAAUGGUACUUCCGAGCUCCAGCUCGAGCGCAUGAGCGUCUACUUCAACGAGGCUUCCGGCAACAAGUAUGUUCCUCGUGCCGUCCUCGUCGAUCUCGAGCCCGGUACCAUGGACGCCGUCCGUGCUGGUCCCUUCGGUCAGCUCUUCCGACCCGACAACUUCGUCUUCGGUCAAUCCGGUGCCGGAAACAACUGGGCCAAGGGUCAUUACACUGAGGGUGCCGAGUUGGUUGACCAAGUUCUCGAUGUCGUUCGUCGUGAGGCUGAAGGCUGUGACUGCCUCCAGGGUUUCCAGAUCACCCACUCCCUCGGUGGUGGUACCGGUGCCGGUAUGGGUACCCUGUUGAUCUCCAAGAUCCGCGAGGAGUUCCCCGACCGUAUGAUGGCCACCUUCUCCGUCAUGCCCUCCCCUAAGGUUUCCGACACCGUUGUCGAGCCUUACAACGCCACCCUCUCCGUCCACCAGCUGGUCGAGAACUCCGACGAGACCUUCUGUAUCGACAACGAGGCUCUGUAUGACAUCUGCAUGCGCACGCUGAAGCUGUCCAACCCCUCGUACGGUGACCUGAACCACUUGGUCUCUGCUGUCAUGUCCGGCGUUACUACUUGCUUGCGUUUCCCCGGUCAGCUAAACUCUGACCUGCGCAAGCUUGCCGUGAACAUGGUUCCUUUCCCUCGUCUCCACUUCUUCAUGGUCGGCUUCGCCCCCCUGACCAGCCGUGGCGCUCACUCUUUCCGUGCCGUCACCGUCCCUGAGUUGACUCAGCAGAUGUUCGACCCCAAGAACAUGAUGGCUGCUUCCGAUUUCCGUAACGGUCGCUACCUGACGUGCUCAGCCAUUUUCCGUGGUAAGGUCUCGAUGAAGGAAGUUGAAGACCAGAUGCGCAACGUUCAGAACAAGAACUCGUCCUACUUCGUUGAGUGGAUCCCCAACAACGUCCAGACCGCUCUCUGCUCGAUUCCUCCCCGUGGCCUCAAGAUGUCUUCUACCUUCGUCGGUAACUCGACCGCUAUCCAGGAGCUGUUCAAGCGUGUCGGCGAGCAGUUCACUGCCAUGUUCCGACGAAAGGCUUUCUUGCAUUGGUACACUGGUGAGGGUAUGGACGAGAUGGAGUUCACCGAGGCUGAGUCCAACAUGAACGACUUGGUCAGCGAAUAUCAGCAGUACCAGGAUGCCGGUGUCGACGAGGAGGAAGAGGAAUUCGAGGAGGAGGCCCCGUUGGAGGAGGAGUAAGCGUUCCGUCAUAUACCCCAUAUCCAUAAGCGGCAACCUACGGAAUGGUGGCACGGCACGGGUGGGUGACUAAGGCAUGUCACGGUUUUGUGGUUCCCGCUUCCCUAUACUAUUCUCACGCCCCCUUCGUUACCCAGACGUUCAAUGGAUAUAGUAGUACCUUAAUAAGAAAUUGAUCAACCGUGGUCAAUUGAACUGUCUGCGGGGCUUGUUAGAUAUACCUCUUUGGUGUGCGUCUGGAGAGAAAAAAGGAAAAAUUAUUCAUUAGUAGUAACAAGAACAAUAAUUGAUCGUCUUGUACUAAUUACUUACUAUUCUUGGCCUGCGUUUUCGUAGGGCCUGUAAUACAGUUCCAUUCCGACUUGUGAAGAGUGAUGUGUAUCGUCUAUAUUUGCCCGUUAGAGACUAGUGAUGGGUUUCUACGUUCCUCAACUUGAUUCCUCUUAUAUGGUUCUCAUACAAG